AUGCGAACUGUGUGGCUACUGGUAUCGCUCUGCGUGGCCGCCGUUCAAUGUUCGAGUAAGUCUAUUUUUUUUCGACGAUUAUUAUUUGUUGAUCGCCUCUUAUAAACGACUCGUUGCGAACUUUUUUCCGCUACAAUCGCCCGCCGCCUCAAGUACUCUGUAAAAGUGUUUAUGAUUUCAGUUUUUGCAAGGGUGCUAGAAAAGUUGAGAAAAAGUUUAGGUAAAUAUGAGAUUUCAAACUUUUUUUUUGAAAUAUCUCCCUGAGGGUUUAUUGCUCAUCAAGUCUCAAAAAUGAGUUUUUGGCACGACCAUUUCUUCUAGACUCUUGAAGGAUACAGUAAAUAUAGAUUGAGAUUUUUUUUUUGACUCGGAUUUUGACAAAAUUCAGUCUUCACGUGCAGUCUUUUCUCAUGUUUUUUUGGUCAACCGUUAGAUAAGAAAACGACUAUAUCGAUUAAAAUGUUAAAAGGAUAAUUUUGACACUUUUUCGAUCUCCAAAAAACCUCAAAAAAAGGCUUGAUGACUGAGUGUCUUCCAUUUUUUUGAAAAAUUUUGAAAAAAAUGUUUUUUUCUAAAUUUUUUUAUGAAAAAUCUCUUAUCAAUCGAUAAUCCAUCACCGAUCAAGUAUAAACGGUUCAAGUGGAUCGGAGGCCGUUCUUAUAAAAAUCUCUCUUGGCGCCGGCCGGCCGCACGAACUUCUUGUGUGGUGGAGGCCCUCCGCAAAAGCCGCUUCGGCCGUAUCUAUUGCACACCAAUUUCCAGAGUUGUUUGAGCAUCGUUCAAGCAUUUCGAGUGCCUCUGCCCUUCAUCGUUUUUCGUCUUUUCCGUCACCCUCCUUCAAAAAUUAUUUUUGUUGCAAAAAACGUCAUUUUUCAUUUGAAAAAAGAUCGAAGAGAAAAAAAAUUGGAAGGCGCAGUGGACAUGUUAAACGUCGUGCCAUGGAGCAAACUUGUGUCAAAAGCUUUUUUUGCUUUCACUAGAGAAAAUUGAAACUUUGCUACGAUCAGUACAAUGAUAAGGCUAGAAAUAACAGCAGAACUUUUUUUCGGAACGGCCAAUCAAAUUUUGAGGAAGUUCACAAAAACAAAGGAAGACGUUCAAUUUUUUGGAAGGAUGCGGUGUAGCAAAUAUUAUCAAAAACAAUUGAAAAUUUGGAAGUGAAAAAACUAUGGAAAAUGGAAUUUUGAUAAGCUGAAGAUCAUGAAAACAGCCUUUUGAAUGCUCAAAAAGCUCUUAUUUAUAGUUUCAGGCCCUCGUUUUUCGGUAGAUCUGAAUAUUAACAAUAGAGCGCACUUUCUCAAAAAUUCAAGUUUUGAUAAAUUUUUUUGUUUCAUUUUCUCUGUGAGAACUAAUCUUUAUUAAACAUCAGAAGUUUCAUCCCACACCAGCCUUAGUAGAGAUAAGUACUAUCCAUGAAGCCUUUUUUGACGAAAUCCAACGUGAGACGCUUUUUUUCCAACUACCACUGCUGGAACUUCAAAGUGAAUGGCAGUUGCGGAGAAACGACUUUCUUCUCGACUUGCCUUAAUGUCCUCUGGAUAGCCUUCCUCUCGUUGCCCCAAAUUUCUAAGCAAACAAAAUGGGCUUUGAAAGGAAAUCAGCACUUUUCUAGAAGAGAUGUUCUCCAGAGAAAAAAGUCAUUCAAUCCCGUCGGCCUUGUAAAAGCUCCAAAAAAGAGAAAAAAGGAGGAAAAAAAGACGUUUGCUUUGACGGAAUCAACGAGCUGACAAUUGCAUUUUUCUCGCUUGAGUAUUUUCUUGUUCUCGCCUCGUUGGCGGUAACAGGAUCAAGGAAAAAACCUAUCAGCUUUGACAUGGAUUUGGUCGCGUUUGGAAUGAGUUUGUGUUACAAAGAGGCUUAAAAACACAAAAGUAAAAAUGAAGGACUCGGAGCCAUUCCAAAUACGACCAAAAACUCGCAAAGAAACUAGAUAGAAAGAAUUGAGAUUUCUCAUUCGAAUGUCAGGAUUAUCUUUUCCAAAUCAUCAUCAUUAAUCAUUCUGACAAGGCGUGCAGCAAGUAAAGCAAUAUGCCUUGGAGUGCCGCAGUAGUUGACAAAUUUUCAAGGAGCUUUCGUUGGGAAUUCCCCGGAGGACCUGGCUCCAGUCCGCCGCUCCUAUUAAAGCCUUUUUUAGAGGAACUACCAGUUGACUCAGAACAAUUUUCACGUUAUUUAAUGGUCUAUGAAACAGGAAUCAAGAAUACUUAUGAAUUUUUUUGGAAUUCGGUGUGAUUUUUCCGAAAUUUCGAACUUUUUCAUAACAAUGCUUGUUGAUUAAUUAGAUGCAAUUACUCACCUAAUUAUUUGAUUAGUGAAACAGCAAAAAAAGUUGUAAUUUUGAGGUUCCUUGAUCGGUUUAAAUAGAUAAUUCAACCUUCUUCCGUCUUUGAAACAUAGCAACUUUAAGCUUUUUUUAAUAGAAAAAAAGGUUCGAGUAAUGAAAAAAAGCAGUCUGUUCACAUGCACUUUCUAAAAGUACAGUUUCCCAUCCAAACAAUAAGAAUAUCUUCCCAUUCGAAAAAAUAAAGAUUCCAUGCCGCAUUUCCUCACAUUUUUCCAUUCGAAAUUUGAACGAUCGUGAUUUAAUGGCAAUCGCGUACCUUUUAUCCUUUCCGACACAACCCAGGUUUCUUUCAAAAAACGGCGAGAAUGCUUCAUUUAGUACGUGGAAGGUGACUCGUACCUUUAGGUGGGUCGGAACUGGAAUUGGAUCUUUUUGUCGCCUAGGGUGACUGAGCAUGAGAAAUUGCCGGUAGAAGGAGACCACGAGAAUUUUUUUCACAAGAAAUACAGGGUUUGAAAUACAAAUAAUAUUUUUUUGAAAAAAAAAUUGACAGUUUCGCUGCGAUUCCUGUUUCUGACUAAAUUGAAAAAUAAAUUUUCUAGCUUUUUUUAAAUACAUGGACAAGUUGUUCAUUUUGUUUUAAAACCUUUUUUUCUCUUUCUCAUAUUUUUUUAGGCUUGUAAAAAAAUAAUUUACCUCUGGUUCCUGUUUCCUGAUUUCAAAGAUGAUUAUUCAAUUAUUUCCUCACACUUCUGAUUCAAUAACUUGGAAGAUUCAAAAAAAUUCUAACCUUUUUUUCUUGACAUAAAGAGUAAGAAAAAAAGUAAAAAAAUUUCUUUUUCUCAAGAAAAAAAGAGACUCCCGACAAAGUUUGACUCUAUUUGUAUUGCGGCUCUCCCAUUGUUGCUUGCUUGGGCAGAGCAUGGAUGAAUUUCAACUCGAAAAGCAUCAUGCGCGGAGGCGAAAAAAGAAAGAAAGAAAUACAAAAGAUUAUUUUUAAGCUCCUCUCCUCGGCUAGAAAUCGAUAUACCGCACGGUAGGAUGAUUUUUUUUGUUUUUCCUGGUCGAUUCACUGUGGCUAUUGUGUAUUCAGAUGCAGGGGCACCGUCUUUUUGUGAUGUGUUCUGUUCGACACACCUGCCCAGGUGCACGCCGAAAUUUGUCGAAUAGUUUAUGAAGAUGGACUCGUAGGCUAGAGUAAUUAGGAGCUAACCGGUGUGGUUCCUAGAUUUUUCAGAGCUUCUAGGGUUCUUCAGAAAAAGGAGAUUCAGAAAAGUUUGGAUUCGCUCCUACUGUUCGUUAGUUUCUUAAAGGGUUAUUGAGAUUUUACGAAUUUCUAAACACUAAACUUAUUUUGAAGUACUAUUCCCGAAAAAAGCCACUUUUCUCUGAAUAUGAAUUAUCCUUAUUUAUGAAGAGUUGGAAACAGUAAAUCUUUUUUUUUCGACAAAAGAGACUUUUUUCUCUUCUCAUCCGAGUUUUGAGUGUUUUCGAACACCAAACUGACUUUUUUUGAAUGAGUUUGGUCCAAAGGAACGGUUUUUUUCCUACCCACACUCUCUAACUAACAAAAAACAAUCAAAUUUCAAUCUUCGCUCUGGAACAAACGCCAGCCGCUGGAGCAAAAUGUGAGCCAAAACUGUUUGUCAGUGUAUUUGUACACGGCGACUGCCCUGGCCGACUUGUUGUAGCAGUACAGCCGUUCAAUCUAUUGUCUCAACAUGUCGCCGGCAUCUAAGCGUGUCAUUUGUCUGUGUGUCGUACAACUAAAUGGCCUUCCGGCAACAUAUUGCUGAGACUAGAAGGGAUGGUAGAUGGGUGGUAAUGAAGUUCGAGUUCUAGGAAAAAUUGAAAGUUUUGGUUAAGCUGUUCUGAAAGUUUUCUGCAGCAUUUUGAUGCUUCAAAGAAUCUCAAAAACGCACUAAUAAUCUCAAAAAAUUAUUCUCAAAUUAUAGAGUUAUGAUAUGUUACUGUUUCUGCCUUCUUGCAAAAAAUCUCUCAGAAGCAAUCACGAAAAGAUUGCUUGACCUAUUUAUGCCCUCUUACCACUUAUUUAUUCAUUUCUUCAUGUCGACUUCCAAAAGUAAAGCUCUAGAAGCCGAACAAACGUGUCAAGCUCCAACUUCCACAAUAAAAUUGAGCUUUUGCUCUUCUUUGAACCGAGAUCGGUUAGUCAUGCGCUGGGACUGUACCGUGUAUUCACCUCACUCACGAAGGAACGUUUGGCCGCGUAAAAAGGCCGCCGUCGGCCACUAUCAAAUUUCGGUUCUGGCGAAACUCGGUACAUAUUAGUUUUCGAGAUGUUCCAUCUCUCGCUGCCUUUUAAAUCAAACAAGACAAGAACAUGGAAAAGAAAAUGGGUUGCUCGGAAACCUUGGAAAAAACGGGGCUCUAGUAGUUUAUUUUGAGGCGAAUUUGUUUCGAAGCAAGCCCAAAAGGAACGCAUAAUCGGGGUUGGCGUGUUGCCGUCGCAUGAAGAAUGCAUGGAGGGCUCGGAUUUGACUCAAAUUAACGCAAUCAAGGACGUUUUGGCAGCAGAAACUCGGCUGAGCGGCUAAAAGUCACGCGAUUUUUAAGAGUCACCUUUUCGAAAGGGAAACAUUGAGUGAAAUUUGAAUUUUUGACAAUGACACUUGGAUUUCGCGCAAAAUGAGGACGGGGAAAAGACAGAUGGCUUUGAGCCGGUUUCGGCAACAUUGUUCCCCUAAUUAGCUGUUGGCUUCUGAUUCUUGGGAAGAACUGAUUUAGUGUAUACAAGUGUUGAAGACUGAGGAUUUCGGGAGAAAAUAGGACAAUUCCGACAAGAAAUGUCGUAAAUGUUUUUUUUGGAACUUCGGAAAAAGUUUUUUCAAGAAAUACGUGUUAUAAUAGAUUUCAGCUAUCUUACUGAAAUUUUUUUUUAUAUUGAAUAUGAUCAUUUUUUUGUUCUUUCAGAUCUCACCUCAAGAUUAUUCCAUUCUUUUAUAUUGAAAAAAAUCCGAGAAAAAAAGUCAAUUUUAUUAUUUGAGCUCAUUUUAAACUUUUUUUGAGUAAUUUCUGGGAGUUUUUUUAAUGAAGUUAAUUGUCGAUCUUUCGGGCUUUUUCAUUCAAAUAUCAAUGAUUUGAUCUUGUUUUGAAUUUUUUUGAGAAAAAUUUUUCUGAGAGCAUCUUUUUUUCAAUUUAAUGAACUUUCGUUUUAAAAAUUUUUUUCCAUUUAGAUUUGAUGAAAAAUACAACCUCAAAUGUCUCUCUUCUUUUUAAUUCUUUAUUUUUUUAAAUUCUCAGUAAAUCAAAGCUCGACCAGAGGCUUCAAGUAGAAACCAAAACGAUCUCCAAGGAGUAAACGAGCGAAAACAGGAGAUACAUACAAGCUGUCGCCUCCUUCCGCAUGUUAUGCAAAUUUUUGCGUCGCUCCGUAUCCGGUGUCAAUUUGGCGGCUUCGUGUGCUAUCUAUCUGUUGAAAGACGACGUGUGGAAGGAGGAGGCCACUCAAGUGGCUUCGACACCUUUUAUGCAAAUAUUACGUCUUGCGUACGAUUUGGUUGGUCCAGCCGGCAAAUAUAUACUAUCUAAGGACAGUUUUACAAGGGAGCCUAGAGAAAUUGUUCAUCAGGAAGUUAGAAGAAAAAUCGAAAUGCUCCAAAGCCAACACUGAAUUUCCCGAGGCACCGAAAAAAAAUUCAUUCAAAAAAAAACCGUUUUUUGCUGAAUAUUUCAAGAAAAGUGUGUUCAACAAACUUUCCAUCACUUGCGCAAAAGAUACGCUUGUUUUUCGUGAAGAGUGACAGGCAGGAUUAAGCUGGAAAACUUUGUUUUGGCGCGAAAGUUCUAGUCCCAAAAAAUAAACCGCCGUUCUGAAGCUAAUUUUUACCACAUGGAGGACGCACACGACGUUUUCCUGCAAAAUGAAAGUGGGAAAAUAGGACCAGAAAAAAUUAGAGUUUCUAUGACAAUUCAUAAAGAAGAUACUCAAACCAGAAGAACAAAAAAAAAUCUGAAUUUCUAUCAGUUUUUAAUGGUUUACUUUUUAACGGAAACUUUCUUCCAUCAAUAACUUCGAAUUUAAGUUUGUUGAUGACAUUAUUGUUUCAAUUGCAGAACCAUAUUUUCUUUUUAUUGCACUCACUAACCCAAAUUUGUUCAACAUGUCGAAAUCUAGCCCUUUUGUUUGAAAAUUUUUGGGGUAGGCAUACUGAGCCUUUUUUCCUCCUCUCCUUUCUACAAAGAAACGGUGAAACAAUACCGCUUGUUCACCAUGUCUGAGCUAACAUUGCUGUCGCCUGAUGCACAGGCAACACGUUGAAAAAACUGCAGUUCUCAACGAACCAAAAAAAAACGAAGGAAAAAAGAGUGCAGGUGGUGAGGGACUGGUUGAAAAUAUUUUGGAUUGGACACCUAGAGCAAAAAGAAAAAAAUAUUCAACUGAAAAAGUUUCAGACGAACCCACGGAAGAUGAGGGCCAGAAUCCGCUCACGAUCUCGGCGGACCAUAUGGAUUACGACAGCAACACGAUUUUGAUCCGACAAGGUUGGAAGUUUGGGGUUUUUGAAAAGUUUUUUUUUUACUUUUUUUGCCUAAAUUUAAGCUUUAUAUGAAAAAAAAUCCUUCGAAAUCGCAAGAUGUGUCAAUUUUUGGCAAAGAGAAGGGCUAUAAAAAGUUUCAGGUUCGCAUUUAGAAUGGCUUAAUUUGUUUUAAAAGCAGAACUUUUACAAGAUUUUUUCCGAGUUUUACUCAAAAAUCGUUUGAAAGUCCUGAAACUUUGGAAAAUCUUCAACAAGCGUUACAAAAUCAGUUUACAGUUAUUAUCUCAAAACCGCAUCACUUAAAGUCGAUUUCCCUUUCGAUGCAUUUUUGAAAUGAUUCGGCCUUUUUGUAAAGAAGUUUUCGAAACAAACUGAAUGUUUAUAUCAAGAAGGCGAAUUUUUCCAGGGAAGAAGUUGAUGAUCUCCUGCGUGUUCGCCCGGGAGGACAUUGCCGAUAAGUCUGACCUCCAAUGGCGCAAGAAAGACGGAAACAGGAUCAUCGACGGCGAAUCCUCGCCUAGGUCCGUCAAAGGGUGCGGCAUGCUUCUUCCUACUAAUUCCUUUCUAAUCUGUUCGAGUUUGUGUGCGCCCUUUGGCUAUAACUCUUUUUCAGUUUCUGGGACCGCGAGUGUUGUUAGACUUCUUCCCUUUUUAGUAGUGGAAAAAAGGGCCUGUCAUCUGUUGCAUGAGGAGUGCAGUGAAUCGAGUAGUUUUAGGAAAAAAUAAAUAGAACGGAUAUUAUUUUUCGAUUCAGCUGAUCCUUGAAAUAAGGUUUUUUUAAAAAUUUUUUUCCUAGAUUUUUCAAGAAUUGUAUUGUGUUCAUUACUCCUAAGUAAUCGAGCUCUCGCAAUAAAUUCACAAAAAGUGAAACUUAUUGAUUUUCUCCAAUGCGUUUCAAGGCCUUUUAUCUUACGCUGAAAAAAAAUUGGUUUGGCUUCUCCUUUUUUUUAACGAUUGGUCGAAAAUUGUUUGCUCCGGACGUACGUGUGUGUGCCCCAGAACACACACGCACGCAGAUAUUCAAACAAAUCCCGGCAGUCUGUGAUCCUAAAAAAAUUCCUUUUUUUCUAGUGGGAUUUUUUGAUUGAUGAUCAGCUCUGGAAGGCUCUGAAAUCAAAGAAAAGGGGAUUUUUAGAGUUUUGGAGCUAGAUUUUGUCUUUCUUUUAUUCUGGUAAUAUGAAACUUGCUAGGAACUCAAAAAGCUACAAAACAGCCGAGUUGAGAAACUUUUGUUUUUUGACUAAGUAAGGUCAAGAAUUUGAAAGCUUUGGAUUCAGUUUGAAACACUAAAUCCUAAAAGUCAGUAACAGUAAUAGCCGAUAUGAAACCGCAAAAUUUCCAACUUUUUUUAUCCUUUUUUUUGGUAUUUUGAUCCAAGGGUCUGUCGAGGAAACAAAAACAACCGUAGUCUGCCUUUUCACCAAAUUAGAAUUUAUUUUCGUAACGGCUUGCCAGAAAAACAGCCAUUUUUGGAGAGAUUCGGGACAUGUGUCGGUGGCAUCCGUCACCGACUCGACGUAUCCAGUAGUUUUGUUUGCCGAGUGUUGUGUUUCUUUGCAGAAUAUAUAGUUGGAGGCCAAAUGCCACAGACGGCGCAAUUUUUCUCCCACACACCGGCAACGUGAUAGCCCGAGGAAUCAUUAGCUCACAAAAAAAGGAUAGUAAUAGAGAAGAAUGUGGCAAGUGAAACAAUUACGAGUGAAAAGAGGGACGAUGUUCGAAAUUCGAAACUUAGGAAUGAAGGUGGUUUUUUCAGUCUUUGAAACAGUAAAGUUUCUUUAUGACCAAAAAACGCAAGAAUCUUUGGAUUUCUUACCAGAUUAUUAGAUUGUGAAACGCAGAUUUUUCCUACAUAUUUUGGUCAAAAUCUCUUGCCAAGUUAACCUAGAAAGUUGAAAAAAUGACACCGAAAUUAUCACUCUUCACUUCCAAAAAAGCCGAAAACGAAACUUCAACAAUAUUCAAGCCUUUUUCUUUAAGUUUUGGAUAUGUUCCAUUUGGGAUAACUGAAAUGACAAUUUUUUUAACGAUCUCCUAAUAUUUAAAAAAAGACAUUCUGUUAGAUUAUAGCAGGGGAAGAAGUUUUUCAAACGUAAAAAUAGCUUUUUCGGUUGAUAGAGUGCACGAACUCCGAUAGAUUUUCCGAAGUAAAAAGGAAUUUUUUUAAUUUUUUUCAAUUUCCAGCGUGUUCACAGUCGAAGUUCUCGAGCACCACACCCAUCACAAGAAAACAUCUCUGCAUUUCACCAACAUCCAUCAAAGAGACGAAGGAUCCUACGAAUGCCACGCGAGAACUUUGGGAGGACAAGAUCUCCACAAAACCGUCCAAAUCAAAGUUCUUGGUACGUUUUACCAUUUUUUCCAUUUUAUAUGAAAUUACCGUUUCAGAAGAAAUUCAAUGGAAAGAUCCGACUUUCAAUGCGGGUGCCUUGGUUGGAGAACCAUUGACCAUUGAUUGUGGUAUCAGAAAUGCUGGAAAGGAUCGCGAAAAAGACCCACAAAUUGAAAUUACUGAUGGCAAUGGAGAACCUCUCGAUGGUUAGUUGAAAAAAUAACAUUUAUCAUGGAAAAAACAAAUUAAGAUCAAGUUUUCACGAUCGCCGGAAAUGAAGCGACAGUUCAGGAGCUCACCAAAGAGUUGAACGGAGUGGUUAGGCAAAUUAUUUGUUUUCAAGAAGAUUUUGAUUUUUUCAGGUUGUGUCCUGCGUACACAUUGAAAUGGCGAACACUGAAAAUAUCGAAGACUUUCCAGUGGUCGACCGUCGCGAUGUUCAAAUUGAUGUUUGGCGUGAGUUUUUGAAUUAUUUCAAACUUUUUGUAAUUUUUCAGCAAUGCUUGAGGUACAUUUUAAGAGAAAUAUUGGCUCGAAAAAAAGUUUUUUUCCCUUCUAUUCAUUUUUUUCAAUCCAAUUCAGUCCACCUUGUUUUUAACAUUUUUUGGUUCAGAAAAAUUUGUUUGCCAACAGGUAACUCUUGGGUUUUCUCAAAAAAAGGCAGUAACCUGAAAACAAAAAAAUUUACAUCAUAAUUCUUUUUCUGAUAAAUAUGACCGAAAAAUAAAUUUUUUUAAUUUUUCACACAUUUUUUUCUCAAAUUUUUUUACAUUAAAGAUCCUGAAACAAAAAGGUUAAAAAAAGUUGUUCAAAGUUUACUAAAGGCCCAAAAAAUACCUUUACUUGCAGACAAGCCGGAGUUCGAAUCAGAGUCCUCCGUCCAGUACGCCAUCAUUGACGAUAAAAUCAGAGAUGUGAGUUUUUGAACUUUGAACGCAAAACUACUUGCUCGGUGGCCCGAGUGAGCUUUUUUAAUCAUGUGUAGAAUUUAAGCGCAUUCCUAAAAAUUGGGAAAAUUUUCAUAAGUUAAUUACAAAAAAAGUUCAGGCCACAAUUCACUGCAAUGUGACGUCAUCUAACCCGCCAGCAAGGCAUUUCGCCUUUUUCUUGGACGGAAACCAAGAACUGAACGAUCCUGCCAAGUACAGCGUCGUGAAGGAGGUCGGACAGCAUCAGGGCGCUCAUUUGACGGUAAAUUCUACCUCAAUGAAUUAAAAAAAAUAAUGUUUCAGAUUUUCAACGUAAAUGUAGACGAUUUGCACACUUACCGAUGUGAGGCGAGCAACGGAAAGACAAAGUCGAGCCUCGAUAUUCAUCUUCGGGAAGCGAGUGAGUUUCUUAUCAGCUGAUAAAAGUAGUUUGAAGCUUUUUGAAAGAAGAAAAAAAUUAGUUAGAUUCAAUAUUUCUACACUUUUUUUCGGGACCUGUUAAUAUUAGAAAAAAACUGACUUCUUAUCGGUAUCAAUGCUUUUUGAGGCUCAAAAAGUUGUGAUAAUUUUUUUUCGAUUUUGAUCCAACUGGAAACAUUGCUGAAAAAGUCUUGAUGAGUAAAAAAAUCAAUUCUUCUUUUUUUAUUAAAGUUCAUUAAAUGCAAGAAUUGCAUGAAUUUUUUUAUCAUUCUUUUGAACCUGCACAGAAUUUUUAAUUCAUAUUCAGCCGAAAAACUAGUGAAAAUACCUCACAAACUAUCUCUCAGCGUCAGCGAAAAUUGUGAUAAUAUUGUUUUAAGCAAGCCUAAACCAAAUUUGAGUCUUAUGUUUUUCUUCUUCGAAUUUUUGCAUUUUUUUUGUCUUUUGAUUAAGUUUCUUCGAUGGUUCUCUUUUUGAAAAAAAGAUUAUUCAUAUUAAAGAUCCGCCUUCCGAGCCAAAAGUAACGCUUCUCGAGGCCAAGAAGACGUCAAUCGUCUGGAAAAUCGAAGCUGACGACGACGUCGACUCCCCGAUUCCAGUCUCGAAGAUUGAGAUUCGAUUCAUCCGUGACGCCGUUGUUGAAGAUCGUCUCGGGGUACAAAAAACUUCGUUCAAUAUUUUUUCUAUUUCUUAAAUUUUCAAGGCUGAACAUGAGGACUCCAACAUUGACGACGCUUUCUGGCGUGCUCACGGUGGAAGGUCGCUUCGAGAUAAGAGUGAAUAUUUUUGGAUGAACUAGAAACAUUAGAACGCUGAAGGUCAUUGAAAAAAAUUUUUGAAAUGCGAAUUAAUGAUCUCGCUCAAAAAAAAAGAAACUUUAUGUCUUUAGUUCUUGACUAUCAACUAUGAAAAGUUGGAAAUAUAUGUUCCAAGUUUAAAGUUUUGGCUUCAGUAAAACUUUUUCUCAAAAUAAAUGGUUUUAAAGUCGGUAAGAUUGAUAUUUUCAAGCGUUUUAUAACAUAUAAAUAUUGGAAACAUGUCAAACAAGUUAUAGAAUAACUUAACUUUGAAUUAAGAUCUACAGCUUCCUUUUUUAAAAAAGUGAGACGAGUAAUAAAGUGAACAAACAUCAGAUUUUUGUACAAAUCCGAAACCAGACCUUGGAUAUCGGAUUAAUACACUGCGUUCAAUAAGGAUUGUACUCCCCUUGAUUUUUGACUUAGUUCAUUCAAAGUACUGAAAAAAAUCACUCGCUCAAAUAUUUUGAUUCAAACUCAAGAAACGUCAUUUUUCCCUAUUUUCGAUAUUAAAUAUGCUUUAAACCUGGAAGAUAUAAAAAGAAAACCGUAGAAAAAUUGAAAACAAAUAAUAUGAGAACAAAAAAACCACUGAUCGAAAAGAGAAAUUGACCAAAAACCACCAAUGAAAGUCAAAAUUUCCAGGUGGUCCUAUCCAUAUUGAACGGUCGAAAAACCGUUUUUUCGAUGGCAUUUUCGUAGGAAGAACGCUAGGAUAAUGAAAGUUUGGCUCUGGGGGUUAUUUUGUACUCUGAAUCGAAUGACACUCACAGAUUUUUGAUAUCUUUCUGUAUUUUGCCAGAAAGUCCAAAAUCGAGGGGGUCCUAUCCUUAUUGAACGCAGUGUACGUCUUUUUUUAUUUUUUGUUCCGAAAAAGUUCAUAAAAUAAUCAACUUAAGAAACUGACGGAAUUUAUGAAGUGCAUGGCCUGCGCCACGCUUCUGGAUACGUUUGGAGGUUCCGCCAAAUCAGCGAAGCUGGAUACGGUAUUGUACAAUUUGAUUCCAUAGGAUAAAGAUUUGAUGUUUUCCAGGCGACGCCAUGGUCCUGCGAGCCUCAACUCUCGACGAACUCGCAGCUGAGCGUAAAUCCUCGGCCAGAUCGGCCCUUUGCAGCUUUGUCAUUUUGAUCUUGACUCUCGUUUUCUGGUAA
Molecule: messenger RNA, 12416 nt
Organism: Caenorhabditis auriculariae
Lineage: Eukaryota; Metazoa; Nematoda; Chromadorea; Rhabditida; Rhabditidae
Source: the annotation of a GenBank genome assembly